AUUUUUCUAUCUUCUCGAACGUCCCCGGUAUCAACCAAUCGCAGUAAGGGAUGAUAGCCAAGAUCGAAUGUCAAAUACGAAACAUCGGCUGAAUUUCGAACAUAACUCGGAAGGUCUUCAUUGGACCUCAUAUGGGAGAUCACUUUGUGGUUCACCGUGGUUCACUGUGAUUCAUGCGUGUACCUGCAAUUAUGUGCAUCGCAGCAAAAGCUCGCUGAUUGAGUCUUCAGUUUUACGUAAAGUCGCGAGAGAUUUGAUAAACGUGAGAGAUUUGUUGUACAUUAGAUUGUGAAAUUCAAGACAACGUUACCCGGAAUAAAAUACCUUGUUUGAGUAUAUUUCUCAAUCUAUUGAGAACUUUCUGAUGAGAAUAUUGUAUACUCAGAAUGGCAGGGGUAUUCGACAUUGAAUUGCAUGAUGGAGAUGCUACCAAUCAAGAUGAAUCAGAUGACGAUGUGAUUGAACACAGAGAGGAGGAAUAUAAUCAUGCUGCAACUGUAAGCGCUAUAUUAGAAUCUGAAAAUUUGGAGAGAGUCCAAUUGUCAGAGCAGAAUGUAAAUCCUGGCCAGGACAAAGCUGGCCCACAAGAUUUUGAAUUAUGUAAGAUUCUGGGAGAAGGUGGUUAUGGAAAGGUCUUCCAAGUGAGAAAAGUCACUGGAAAAGACAAAGGCAGCAUCUUUGCUAUGAAAGUACUGCGCAAAGCAUCAAUUAUAAGAAAUCAGAAGGAUACUGCUCACACCAAAGCUGAGAGAAACAUCCUGGAGGCUGUGAAGCAUCCAUUCAUUGUGAAUCUUAUGUAUGCUUUUCAAACUGGUGGUAAAUUAUAUUUGAUCUUGGAGUACCUAUGUGGCGGUGAACUUUUCACAUACCUUGAUCGAGAAGGGAUCUUCUUGGAGGAUACAGCCUGCUUCUAUUUGUCUGAAAUUAUACUGGCACUGCAACACCUUCACAAUCAAGGAAUCAUAUAUAGAGAUUUGAAGCCAGAGAACAUUUUGCUAGAUGGUGAAGGCCACGUUAAACUGACAGACUUUGGUCUCUGCAAGGAACACAUACAGGAAGGCACAGUGACGCACACAUUUUGUGGAACGAUAGAAUACAUGGCUCCAGAGAUUUUGACCAGGAGCGGCCACGGUAAAGCUGUGGAUUGGUGGAGUCUAGGUGCAUUGAUGUUCGACAUGCUUACAGGAAUGCCGCCGUUCACCGGUGACGAUCGAAGAAGAACUAUCGAGAAGAUCUUACGAGGGAAAUUGAGUCUUCCGCAAUACUUGACGCCUGACGCCAGGGAUCUUAUCCGGAAGCUGCUAAAGAGGCAAGUCGUGCAGAGACUGGGCUCCGGUCCCGAGGAUGCCGAGCAGAUCAAGAACCACAACUUCUUCAAGCACAUCAACUGGCAGGAUGUGAUCGCGCGGAAGCUGGAUCCGCCGUUCAAGCCGUCGCUGAAGAGCGCAGAUGACACCUCUCAAUUUGACGAACAGUUCACGGCUACCGUGCCGGUCGACUCGCCGGUGGAAAGUACACUCAGUGAAUCCGCGAACAUGAUAUUUCAGGGCUUCACGUAUGUAGCGCCGAGCGUUUUGGAGGAAAUGUACGCACAGCCAAAGGUCGUGAACGCCAGGAGCCCGCGUAGGGGACUGUUGAGCACAGGUUUCGGCGUAGCCACCGGUCUCCACGGCUUUUCAUCGCCGAGAUCGGCGCUGGACGUUCAUCUGCGCCCGUCGUUAGACUUCCAACAGCACAGGCAUCAUAUGCCCGUGGGACCCAACAGCGUGGAAGACGCCGAGAUGGUGGAUCUCGGUCAACUGUCGAAUCGUUUAUAGUGCCGCGAUGCGUCGCGCGCAAACCAUUAGCUUCUUUUCCGAUGCAAACUAGGAAUGAAAGAAACAUAUAUAUGUAUAGUUGCCUGUAAACGUUUGUUCGCCGAAUCGCUGUUCACGUUCAUUGCUCGUGCCGAUGUAGACGAACAGAUGUAUUUAGAGGAUUCAACAUGUAUAGUAAAAAGCAGCAAAAGUUUGGGUGGUUUCCUUGAUAUCGCGACGUCAGCCUGAACGCGAUCUUACUUAGGCCUUUGACAAUUUCAGGACGGCUUACGCUCGUUUGCGAUGCGAGGAAGCGAAUAGCAUAUGUUUCGUCGCUAUGUAAAUAAACGUGGGUGAUUAAGAGCAAGUACAUUCUUUAGAAGACAGACACAAGUCUAUUUCUAUAAUUCUGGUUCAAGUCUGGUUCUAUAAUUUAUUUUAACUGAAGUUUAACUCGUUAAAGACUCGUUUAGACAAACUUGCAUAAUCACAUAUUGCAUAUGCAUAAAGAAAUCAACUAACCAUAAUUCGUACAGUAAAAGGAUGCCUCUAAUAUUAGACACAUUUUACACAUUAGAUUAGUUAAUUUACUUGUGCAUAUGAAUAAUGUAAGUGUGUAAGUUUGUCUGGAUAAGCCUUUAAUGGGUUAGAUUUUGAUUAAAGUAAGUUGUGAAUUUAGACCUUAGAAUAACUUCAACCAAGUUCUGGUUAAACUAACGGUUAAGCUGCAAAGUUUCAACUGACAUUUUGAACUUCUCUCUCUCAAUUUCUUUUUCAACAGCAAUCUCUCUCGGUUGAAACCUUCCUAUUUAACCAUCCAUUCAUUUAAUCAGUUUGGUUGAAGUCAUAUUUACAGACUAAGAGUACUCAAACAAGCUUAGUGUUCAUACCGCUUUAAGUUGCAUUAAGUGAUGACUGUAAACUGAAAUCUGUAUGCAGCAGUAAGCUUAAGUCAAAUCAAAGAAGUUCAUACAAAAAAAAUCAUAAUGUAACAAGGUCAUGAUGUGUGCAGAUAUUUUAUUAUUUAUAAGGUAGUAUGAAGUGUAUAACAAAUAUUUUAUAAUAAGAAUAUUAGAAAAAAACAUUUAAUCUGAUAAGAUAUUAAUUUAACAACUUAAAUAUUUUUAUUCAUUUUUUUAUUAUAAAAUAUUUGACAAACUUAUAUACGAUAAUGUGCCUGAUGCAAAAUCGCUUUUUAUUACGUUCCGAUUUAUUUGUGCAUUGACUCAAGUUAUAUGCAGACUUCAGUUUAUGACCAGCGCUCAACGUAACUCUUUCUUCUUCUUCGGAAAUUGAUCCGGAGCUUUUGCUCCUUUAAUCAGUCAAACGUAACUUAAAGUGCUAUGGACGUUCUUGCGUGGAGGCUCUAAAUACGAAACACUUAUGAGCAGGAUGCAGUUCAAAUCCGAUGGCUACGCGUCGCAGUAGUAUGAAUAUAUCACGGUCAUAGAUGGCCAAUGAUAGCGUAGUUGACUAGUAAACUAGACGAUUUUUAAUAGUAUAAUUUGGUUUCGUAUAAAAUGACGCAUACUUCAAACAGAUAUUAGAAUCCACAAAUUUGUAAAGAAAUAAUUAUAAGGAAGUGCGACUCAAAAACGAAUAACUUUUGACGAAGAGAAUGUCGCGGCGAGAAGUAUUUUUGUUUCGAGAAUAAAGUCGCGAUUAGGUGGAAUUAGGUUUCUUGAUUUUUUUCUUUUCCUUGAUUAAAUCGAGACAUUGUUAUCUUUUCUGUGCAAUAACUUCUUAUUUCCGAUGUCUCGGAGACAGUUUGCGACCAGUUUAUUUUAAGUGAAACACUGCGCACUUCGAGCGCGAGAAUGUACUCUUCUAAUCUCCAUUAAGUAAUUUUCUUUGCUUUCCACGCAAUAGAUAUCGAAGUAUAUACUUAUGUAAGAGACACACGCUCGGUUCUUGCGACGUCGAUUCUUAUGAUGUGAAUAUUACAUUCCAGUACACGCUUGAUGUACCUUGGAUGUUACGAUAACUUGGAUUCACACUCGUACAAGAUGAGAGACGUCAGGUGUGCUAAUGUAAGUGUUAGGAGCGAGUAAGUCCGAUUAUCUCGUUCCUCUAUUACUAAGCAAUCAAUUCCAUUGAAUGUAGUUUGGUUUAUGCAGCAGAGUGAAACAACCAUUCUGGAAUAAAAUCGAAAAGAAGAAAAGCGAACGAUUAUUGUAUCAUAUAUAUGUAUGUAAGAGUGAAAAAUUAAUUCUGACGAUUGUGUUUAGAGCAACAGUGUAUGUUGCAUUUUAUGGAGCGGCAUUUCUCUCGUAGGAAUAAUCACGACUGCUAAUGUCAUUUUCGGUAGUGUAGAGAAGUAUGAGAUGUUUUCAAUCGUAUAACAUAUAGUGAGUGUAUUCUCUUUUUAUCUAUAUACAUCGAGUCUCGUUGCUAAAUUGUAAUUAACUGAUGGAUUAAUUGUACAUAUAUAACUGCCAAUCCGGAUUCUACUUCCCAAAGUUAUAGUGUCAUAUCACAUAUAGAAGAUAUCCAUUUGCAAGAAACGAUCACGCAAACGAUCACGCAAACAGAUUUCAAAGUGCCCAAGUGUUCAAAAGCCGACUGGUGGCUAGUAUUACAUAUAAUUUACAUUCGUACGUUAAUAUAUAUAAAAAAAUGUAUAAGCAAAAAAAAAAAAACGGAUUGUUACUAGCUAACCGUGUUAUAGAAACAGAAAUAUAGAGUGAGAGAAAUUAUUACUUUUUAAGACCUACUUAAGCGAUGCGCGCCUUACAAGUUAACGAUCUGGCCAAUAUCUGUAAUAUACGUAUAUUAUCGAUGGUCCCAUGUAUCAUCUCGAUGAGAAAGGCAUGUAUACGUUGCACUAAAGCUAUAUACGAUUAUAAGAAUACCAAUAAUAAUAAUAAUAUAUUAACGCAUUUCAUUGAUUUGUAAAAAUGAUAUAAGAUGCAUGCUAUAUUAUAAUAAAACUUACGCAGCGAAUUAA
Odontomachus brunneus is the source of this 4743-nucleotide messenger RNA. RefSeq names its product ribosomal protein S6 kinase beta-1-like. Bases 387 to 1817 code for a protein of 476 amino acids. The record is from RefSeq and is a predicted model, not a curated record. Gene Ontology annotation, molecular function: ATP binding; protein serine/threonine kinase activity. Gene Ontology annotation, biological process: protein phosphorylation; signal transduction. Lineage: Eukaryota; Metazoa; Arthropoda; Insecta; Hymenoptera; Formicidae. The transcript has 4 exons.